UCCGGCAUCUAUCAGUAUAAUGGCCCGAUUCCGUGUUGUCGGACUCCUUGCUCAGCUUAUUGCUGGUUUUCAAUAGCUCAUGACCCCGUGAUCUCUCGCCCAAGACCGUAAAAACGGAUUGUUAUCUGGUGAAUUGCGCAUUCACCUAGAUAGGCGGUACGUAUGUUAACGGAUAAAGCGGCAAACAUGAUAUAUCGCACUCAUAGGAGAAUAUAUAAACUUCAAUAACGAUACACCUGACCAAUCCAUCAACUUCGGUCCGUAUAUCAAACUCUCCACAACUCCAUCUCGAUCUAGCACGACCCUCCAUUAUGUCAAAGGCCGAUACUCCUAAAGAGGAAUUGCCUCAGACCCACUUCGAUGCUUCUAAUCAGGCGGUUGACUGGGAUGCGUACAAGAAGGAGGUCCCCUUAUGGAAGAGAAUCCAUAACCACAGUUUGACGCAGAUGUUGCUCAUGAGCGUUCAGGCAUUCUGCGGACCAGCCAUGUCAGAUGCUAUCUCAGGAUUAGGUGGUGGUGGGUUGGCAAGUCCCCAAACUUCUAAUAUCGCUAACGCCAUCAACUAUGCAUUCUUGGCCAUAACAUGUUUCCUGGGAGGUCCUCUUGUGAACAAGCUUGGUACAAAAUGGUCUCUCGUACUGGGCGCCAUGUCUUUUCCCAUUCAAGGAGCUUCAUAUUAUUGCAACAGCAAAUUCGGCACACAAUGGUUUCUCAUCUUCGGUGCUUUCGUCAGCGGUAUCGGAACAGGUUGUUGGUAUGUAGCGGAAGCAGGUACAAUCAUGUCUAUCUCUCCUACUGGUGCUCGUGGAAAAUACCUCGCUCUGUGGAUUGUCUCUCGUAAUCUCGGUCAGCUAAUUGGAGGAGCUAUCAAUCUUUCAAAAAACCACACAGCUGGCGUAGACGGCGGAGUUACUCCAGAUACAUACAUUGCGUUUUUAAUCAUCGAAAGCUUGGCCUUCCCCUUUGCCUUCCUGAUCUCCCCGCUCCAUAACGUCGUACGAUCGGAUGGUACUCGAAUCAGAGUGUCCAAGCCUCUUUCAACAAAGCAAGAGUUCAGGCAAAUCUUGACCACCAUGACAUCUAAGCUCGUCUUGCUCUCGGCUAUCUGGGCUAUUUGGUCAUUCUUCUACAGUGGUACAUGGUCUACUUACCUUGCCACUUACUUUUCCACUCGAGCUCGAGCCUUAUCAUCCCUUGUCUCUCCGUUCUUCUGCAUUAUUGGCUGUUUCGGCCUUGGUUUUAUCCUCGAUAUCAAGGGUCUCAGCCAACGACGCCGUGCUCAGCUCGGUCUGUUUACUGUCAUCAUCUUGAACACCGCCGUCUACAUCUGGACCAUCAUCAUGCAAGUCAGAUUCAACCGCAAUAACCCCGGAGCCAUCGACUGGAACGACUCCCUCUAUCCUUCUGCAUUCCUUCCUUACUUCUUUGUGCAAACAACCGGACCUCUUUCUCAGAGUUACAUGUACUGGCUUAUCUCGUCAUUUGCUAAAGAUGCUCAGUCCAACGUUCGUAAUGGCUCUCUUUUCAGGUGUCUCGAAGCGAUCGGCCAAGCUAUCUCUUUCGGCAUGAACACCCAGAUUUCUACAAGCCCUCUCAUUGGCGUUUGUGUAACAUUCGGUCUUAUGGCUGCUGCGCUCAUCCCUAUGCUCUUACUUGUCAACACUACUCCGGACAAGAUCCCUGCCGACGAACUGAUGGAGGAGGAACAGCAGCAAGGAGUAGCAGCACAGGAUAUGAAGGAAAAAGAAGACACAGGAGAGAAGGAGGAAGAUGUCUCGGUGUUCGUUUCUCCGGCCCAUUAAAGGUCAAGUCUUUUUAUACAAAUACACAGGUUGUUAAGAAGUCAUAAAAGUUGUUCAUCAUCGUUUGUAG
Molecule: messenger RNA, 1872 nt
Organism: Cryptococcus deneoformans JEC21
Lineage: Eukaryota; Fungi; Basidiomycota; Tremellomycetes; Tremellales; Cryptococcaceae
Product: expressed protein
Exons: 11
Coding region: 312-1802 (496 amino acids)
Biological process (GO): transmembrane transport
Molecular function (GO): transmembrane transporter activity
Source: RefSeq, a predicted model, not a curated record